Molecule: messenger RNA, 3818 nt
Organism: Drosophila busckii
Lineage: Eukaryota; Metazoa; Arthropoda; Insecta; Diptera; Drosophilidae
Gene: garnet
Product: AP-3 complex subunit delta
Exons: 11
Coding region: 352-3513 (1053 amino acids)
Biological process (GO): synaptic vesicle budding from endosome; Golgi to vacuole transport; anterograde synaptic vesicle transport
Cellular component (GO): presynaptic endosome; terminal bouton; membrane coat
Source: RefSeq, a predicted model, not a curated record
UUGCAAAAAAAAAAAUCAAUUGAGAAAAAAUAACAGACAGCCAAGUUAAACUAAAUCGGCUGUCAAGCAUAACCACAGCUCAAGAAAUGCAGAAAACGUGCUAACUUCCAAUAGAGUUCCAAACCAAAGUUGAAACGCAGCAAAUUUCAUGUGGAUUUUUUUUUUUUGCAAAGUGCCAACAAGAAACUGUAGAACGAGAAAGAGAGAGACAGAAGGAAAGAACAAGUGACGCUGCCGGUGCUUGCUUUGUAAAAAAGCAUAUAUUUAAACAAAUUAGUUGGCUAUUAUUGUUGCUAAAAGUUGACUGGAGGAAAACAACAUAUUGCUGGCGAAAGCAACGACGGCAGAGACAUGGCGUUGAAAAAAGUGAAGGGAAAUUUCGAGCGUAUGUUUGACAAAAACCUAACAGACUUGGUGCGCGGAAUAAGGAAUAAUAAGGAUAAUGAGGCCAAAUACAUAUCGCAGUGUAUUGAGGAGAUCAAGCAGGAGCUGCGUCAGGACAAUAUUAAUGUCAAGUGCAAUGCAGUUGCUAAAUUGACCUACAUCCAGAUGCUGGGCUAUGACAUCUCAUGGGCAGGCUUUAACAUUAUUGAGGUUAUGAGUUCCUCGCGUUUCACAUGUAAACGCAUUGGCUAUCUAGCUGCCAGCCAGUGCUUUCAUCCAGAUAGCGAGCUAUUGAUGUUGACCACAAAUAUGAUACGCAAGGAUCUAAACUCGCAAAAUCAAUAUGAUGCUGGUGUCGCGCUUAGCGGUCUGAGCUGUUUUAUAUCACCCGAUUUGUCGAGAGAUUUGGCCAACGAUAUUAUGACGCUAAUGAGCUCGACGAAGCCUUAUCUGCGCAUGAAAGCUGUGCUCAUGAUGUACAAAGUAUUUCUACGCUAUCCAGAAGCUUUGCGACCUGCCUUUCCCAAACUCAAAGAGAAACUGGAAGAUCCCGAUCCAGGUGUACAAUCAGCUGCCGUGAAUGUUAUUUGUGAACUAGCACGUAAGAAUCCAAAAAACUAUUUGCCUUUGGCGCCUGUGUUCUUUAAACUGAUGACCACAUCGACCAACAAUUGGAUGUUAAUUAAGAUAAUCAAACUGUUUGGCGCUUUAACUCCCUUAGAACCCCGGCUAGGAAAGAAAUUAAUAGAACCACUUACAAAUCUAAUUCAUAGCACCUCAGCCAUGAGCCUGCUCUAUGAGUGCAUCAAUACUGUGAUCGCUGUGCUUAUUAGCAUAAGCAGCGGCAUGCCCAACCACAGCGCCUCCAUCCAGCUCUGCGUACAAAAGCUGCGCAUACUCAUCGAGGACUCCGAUCAGAAUCUUAAAUACCUGGGUCUGCUGGCCAUGUCGAAGAUACUCAAAACGCAUCCGAAGAGCGUGCAGGCGCACAAGGAUCUAAUAUUGGCCUGCCUGGAUGACAAGGAUGAAUCUAUACGGCUGCGCGCAUUGGAUUUGCUAUGCGGCAUGGUAUCGAAAAAGAAUCUCAUGGAGAUAGUUAAGCGUCUGCUUGGCCAUAUGGAGCGUGCCGAGGGCUCUGCCUAUCGCGAUGAGCUGCUCUACAAGGUGAUUGAGAUUUGUUCGCAGAGCUCGUAUCUGCAUGUGACCAACUUCGAGUGGUAUAUGACCGUGCUGGUGGAGCUUAUACAGCUGGAGGCGGGCUCAAAGCACGGUCGCCUCAUAGCCGAGCAGCUGCUGGAUGUGGCCAUACGUGUGCCUGUGGUGCGUCAAUUUGCUGUUAAUGAAAUGACCAAUUUGCUGGAUACGUUUGCUGUCUCCGCACAAAGCAAUUCCAUGUACGAGGUGCUCUAUGCCGCCGCCUGGAUUGUGGGCGAGUUUGCUGCCGAGCUUACGGAUGCGGAGAAGACAUUGAACAUAUUGCUGCGACCGCGUCAGCUGCCUGGCCACAUACAGGGUGUCUAUGUGCAGAAUGUUAUUAAGCUAUUUGCACGCUUGGCCACCACGUGCCUGGAGCUGCAGGAUCUGCCAGGCAUAGUGCGCGUAAGUUGCCGUCGACUCACAUUUGGCAGAGCUACUUUUAACUUACAUUAUUAUUUACAGCUCUGUGAUCAUGUGCUGGACAAGCUGCAGCAUUUCCUCGGCUCCAGCGAUAUCGAAGUGCAGGAGCGUGCCAACUCCGCUUGCAUGUUAAUUGAAAUGCUGCGUAAGGCGUUAACUGUUACGCUGGUGGAUGAGACGCAGCCUGCCAGCAUUCCCACGCUGGCCAUUGAAAUUGUACAAGAGAUGGCGUUACUAUUCGCCGGCGAGCUUAUACCUGUGGCGCCCAAGGCGCAACGCAAGGUGCCACUGCCCGAUGGCUUGGAUUUGGAUGAAUGGAUAAAUGCACCGCCGCCGGCGGAGGAUAACAGCAGCACUAGCUCGGAUCAUGAUAAGGAUGAGCUGUUCGUUAGCGCCAGCCAACAGGACAGCGAGCCAGCAAAGCGGCGUCCAAGCCAAGAGCUAACACCCGAACAGCUGGAACGUCAGCGCAUGGCGCGUCUCAUCGAGCAAUCCAAUAAUCCAAACUAUUUGAAAGCAGCGCCAGCCUCAGCCUCAGCGGCUGCUGCGCUAGCAGGCAGCAGCAGCAACAAUUCCAAUGCGGAUCAAUAUGACAAUAUAGAUGAUAUACCAAUUACCGAGCUGCCGCUGGACAUUGAGGGCGUGGCCGCUUUGCGUGUGGGCAUAACCAAACGCUCGGAUAAGUAUCUGCAGGAGCAGCAGGCUGCAGAGGCAGCGCAGACGGGCAAGAGUGACAAGAAGAAGCAUAAAAAGGGCAAGAAGAGUAAGAAAUCAGAGAAAAACAAAGUGGCCUACAAUAAUAGCUCAGAAUCGGAAGCGGAACCCAAGCCGCUGCAUAUUGUAAACACCACACUGGAUAUGCCGGAGGGCGUAACACUUUCAGAUAGCGAGGAUAAGGAUGGCAAAUACGAUCCAAACGAUCCACAUCGCGCACUUGACAUUGAGCUUGAUAUCGCUGUCUUUGAGUCAGUUGCGGCAGCAACUAAAACUAAUACAGAGGCAACUGCAAGCAGCUCCAAGAGUAGCGCCUCCAAAAAGGAGCGAAAAUCAAAAGAGCAUAAAAGUCGCAAGGCGCAACCACAGGCAGUGCCCGAUCUAAUAGACACGGGCACGCCCACGCCCACAGGCGCAGCUACGGCAGCAGUGGAGGCAAGCAGCAGCAGCAGCAUCAACAACAAUGUGGAGCAGUCAGCAGCGCAGCACAAAAAGAAGAAACGCGAGAAAAGUGAAAAGAGCGAGAAGCGGGAAAAGCGUGAAAAGAGCGCACACAAGUCAAGCUCAAGCAAAGUGAGCAAAGAAGCGAGCAGCAAUAUAAUUGAUGUUGAGCCCAUGGAUAUUGUGGCAGAGCCUGCAGCAGCAGCAGCAGCGGCAACAGACGCUGUCAAGGCGCAUAAAAAGAAGCAUAAAAAGGACAAAACAGAAUCGAAGCAAAAGCUCAGCCACAAGUCCUUGGAUGUUAGCGGUUAUGAGCAGCCUUUGGGUAUCUCCACGCCAAGCAAAGAAAUUUUCUAGUAACACACACACACACACAUACAUACAUACAUCGAUAUGCAUUCAAUUUUCUCCAUGCAAUGUGCUUAGUUAAGCGUUUAAUUUUUAAGUUAAAUUCUUAUUCCUACAACUAAUUUUAAAUUAUCGCUGCGAUAUAAAAAGGAAUGUAACGAAUUGAACAAAUACUAAUUACACACACACACACACACACACACACACAAAAAUAAUUGUAUAGCUAAAACAAAUUGUAAAAUCUAUUAACCGCCUUUGCCAUUGCGGUUGUUAAAACAAAAACCACUUGAACAAAUGUUUAAAACAACCAACAA